AUGCCGCCAGCUCGUACCGCCGGACCAGCCCAACCGGUCCAGCCAAUGGUGGCGUCGCCUCCAACUGGGUCAAUGAUUCCACCAACCCAAUCUCUAUCCUCUGCUACUGCUGCUUCAGCUUCUUCCUCCCGUCGCCCGUCACCUAUUUAUCCACAAAAUCAUCACCGAAAGUACCGAACAUCACCUGUGAAAACCACGUGCAGUCGGUCGAUGUCUCUGGAGAGAAAGGUCUACAAAAUCGUGUUGACCGGAGGACCAUGUGGAGGAAAAACAACAGCUCAGGUCCGUCUUGCUACAUUCUUCGAGAAUCUCGGGUGGAAAGUGUUCACUGUUCCGGAGACAGCAACCAUACUUCUCGGAGGACGUGUCAAAUUUUCGGAACUCGAUGCCCAGCAGUCAUACAUCUUCCAACGUGAUCUUCUCGCCACAAUGCAUCAAAUCGAGAACACUUUCUUCAAUCAAGCAUCCGCUAUCAAGGAUCGAAACGUUCUUGUUAUCUGUGACCGUGGUUGUAUGGAUCCAUCUGCCUACUCUUCUCCAGAGGAUUGGUCUCAAAUGCUCAAAGAUUUGCAUUAUGAAGAGUUCGAUCUUCGAUGCUCCCGUUACGAUCAAAUCGCUCAUUUGGUAACUGCAGCUGACGGAGCUGAGAAGUAUUAUACACUUGCUAACAAUGCAACGAGAAGUGAGGGAAUUGGACAUGCAAUGGAGCUGGAUAAACGUACUCGAUCUGUCUGGAUUGGGCAUCCAUAUAUGGAUAUUAUCGAUAAUAAGAAUACUUCGAACUUUGACGAUAAAGUCAACAAGUUGAUUCAGGUUGUCUGUGAUCGUACUGGAAUCCGCUCUGGAGAUCGCCUCGCCAAGGAUUCGAAGAAACGAAAGUGGCUUGUAGAAGCUGUGGAUUGGGCAAAUUUCGGAAAAUUCGAAGAGUUCGAAAUCGAGCACUUCUACUUGCUCUCCGAUGAAUCCAACAUUCAACAUCGCUUCCGUCGUCGUACCCAGAAAGGACGCUCGACUUUCACACUGACGUCUCGUGAAUAUUUCAAAGAAUCUGGAGAUUCGAUUGAGACUCGUAUGAAUGUUCUCACAAGAGAUUACAACACUUACGUCAACAUGAAAGACAAGAGCAGAGCAUCAAUUUUCAAGAAGAGAAGAUGCUUCAUGUAUGGAAACAUGUAUUUCAAUAUGGACAUCUACUCGGAUCCAUUGCCACCACAAGCCAACGGAAAUCAUCUGAUUUUCUUGGAGACUUAUACUACCGUUCCAAAGGGAACUCCAUUGCCAGAUGGGGCUAUGCCACCGUUUUUGACUAUUCAGAAGGAAAUCACUGGUGAGAGUCAGUACUCGAUGUACUCGUUGUCCAAAUACACCAAGACGGCCAACAAGAACGAGUUCGCUGGAGCCGACAAGUACAAGGACGAUUAA
Molecule: messenger RNA, 1422 nt
Organism: Caenorhabditis remanei
Lineage: Eukaryota; Metazoa; Nematoda; Chromadorea; Rhabditida; Rhabditidae
Exons: 5
Coding region: 1-1422 (473 amino acids)
Biological process (GO): photoreceptor cell maintenance
Molecular function (GO): phosphatidic acid binding; GTP binding; phosphatidylinositol binding
Source: RefSeq, a predicted model, not a curated record